AGGGAGCUAGGGGAGGGAAAAUAGAUUUGUCUCUGGCGAUUGCUUAGCCAUUUUCAACAACAACAACACACAUAGACAGAAGCAAAAACUAAAACAUGAGUCAUUUCUGGUCUUCUUAAGACAAAGAUAGCAACUGGAUUAUCAUGAGAGCAGUGAAGUUGAUGAUUUUGGACUAGGACCUCACUAGUUGAAACUCAACACUUAAAGACUGAUCUUUUUUUCACAAUAAAACAAAUUGAUUGAAUCAUUUGCCACGCUACACAAGGUGAAACAGCAUGGAUAGAACCGCCAAACACAGUCUGACGCUCCUCAGCCAGUUACGAAAGAUGAGGGAGACAGAGAAUCUCACAGACGUGGUGCUGGUGGCUGAAGGAAUCAGUUUCCCCUGCCACCGCGUCGUACUGUCAGCCUUCAGCCCCUACUUCCGUGUCAUGUUCACCUGUGGCCUGCGGGAGUGUAACAACAGGGAGAUCCUGCUCCGGGACACUGACGCACAAAGCCUAGCGCUGCUCAUCAACUACAUGUACACCUCGGAGCUGCCCCUGAGCAACGCCAACGUCCAGGAGGUCUCAAUCGCCGCCUUCCUCCUACAGAUGGACGACGUGUUUGCAUGCUGCCAGCUGCACAUGACAGACAACAUGGACGCCUCCAACUGCCUCGGCGUGUACUUCUACGCCCGCGACCUAGGCGCAGAGAACCUUGCCGACCAAGCCCAGCGCUUCUUACGACAGAACUUCCUCCAGGUCUGUCAGAGUGAGGAGAUGCUGGAGCUCGAGGCCCACCAGCUGGGGAAGCUGCUCAGCUCAGACGACCUCAACAUCUCCCGAGAGGAGACCAUCCUGGACGUGGUCCUGCGCUGGGUCAGGCACAGUCCUCUGGAGGAUGGGCGCAGCCACCAUCUCCCUGAGCUCCUCAGGAAGGUCCGCCUGCCGCUGAUAGACGCUGACUACCUCAGAGAGGCCAUGAGGAGGAACACGGCCCUGCUGGCUGACGCAGAGUGCACAGAGAUGCUGAAUGAAGCCCUGGCCGUCACGGCCAUGCAUCACUCUGCUGCGCCGCGAAAGCUCCGGCUGCGCUACGGCAUGGAGACCACUGACCUGCUGCUCUGCAUCGGUACUGACAGUGGAGGGAUUAGAUCCCGCUACGGCGGCUACGCCGACCGCAACUUCUGCUAUGCACCGAGCACGGGCCGCAGCUACUACAUCACUUCCCCUCGCUACGGAGAGGCCCUGGGAUACGUGUGUGCGGGGGUCGUAACUGAAGAAAAUGACAUCAUACUGGCGGGUGAGGUUGGGGUGCGUAAAAUGGCUCGGCAGAAGGAAAGGAACGUGGAGAUUUUUAGGUACAAGGUGGAGGCUCAGGGCAGCUGGGAGUGCCUGACGUCAGCAGAGUACCGGGACUCCUUCGCCUUGGGGUCCCUGGGCGACACGGUGUACCUGCUGGGGGGGCAGAUGAUGCUGAAGAACCAGCAACUGAUCACUAACUCGGUGGAGCGCUGGUGCAAGCAGGGUGGGCCCUGGCGCAGUGCAGCUCCCCUGCCCCUUCCCUUGGCCUUUCACAGCGCGGUCACGCUGAAGGACCGCCUCUAUGUGAUCGGAGGUCGCACUCCCCAGUCUCACAGGAUAGACGAUGAACCGGAUCGUCUUAGCAAUCGUCUCCUGGUCUACGACCCUGAAUGGAACAAGUGGGCGGAGCUAAGCCACAUGAAAUAUUCAAAAUAUAGAUGUAGUGCAGUUGUGCUUAAUGGAGAAAUCUAUGUCAUGGGAGGGAUUGGCUGCGAGGGACUGGAUGGAGGUCAGUCCCGUCGCUGCCUGGACGCAGUGGAGAUCUACAGCGCAGACGAAGACCAGUGGAGGGACGGGCCCCCGCUGCCGUCACCACAACUAUCUCUACGCUCCAAUGCGUCCAAUGCAGGCGUGGUGGGGGGGAAGAUUUAUGUCUGUGGCUACUACAAAGGAGCAGAUCGCCAUGACGACAUAACAAAGGAGGUUUUAGAGCUGGACCCGUGGGAGAACCGGUGGACGGCGGUGGCUCGACAUGCCCUGAUGCAUGAUAACUACGAUGUCUGCUUGGUAGCAAAGCUCAACCCGCGUGGACUCAUGUCCCCACCAGCUGACCUGGUCAGUGAAGCUUAGAUAGUGAGUCAAUGAGCUCCGAGCAAAGUCUGUAUGUUUUACAAAGCUUAUGAACAAUGCGGUUAAAGGUAGGGUAAGCUAUCAAUAAAUCAAAUGCUUACUGCCGCAGACCUGUAAUAUGCCUGUCCCUACCAAUACCUACGCAGCUCCAAAAGGCUUGGCAGCCCAAUUGCUAAAGCUAGCAAGCUUGUCACAUGUUUUUGAGGGAGAGGCUUUUGAGGGCUGCCUGAAGGAAGGGGUGGGACUUUUCAGUUAGAUGCUCUUCAAAAUCUAGCUUAUGCUAGUUGGUUUCCUAAAUUGUCUGCCCAUACCUUUAUUAUUCCGAAAUAAGUUCAGAGUCGAGCCUGGUCUAGUCUGCAUAUUUCAGAUAUUGUGGUUCCUGGUUGGAUGUCCUCAUUUUGAAUGAAAACACAACGUCUGAUGAUACAUCAAUAUCACUGUUGAUGGGCAUAUGUUGAGUAUUGCACUUUAAAAAUGCUGGAUCAGUUUAGCUCUAAGGCUGAAGGAAUACUGGACAUUUGAAUGGAACCUCCCCAGACAUAGGAGUGUGGAUGCAACUAGCAUACCGUAUCACAAAGUGGGAAGACUUCUCUCCUGGGCCAAAAUAAGGGCAGCAUGAAAACAUAUCUGCACUUACAAUAGUUCCCCCUAAAAUAUAAACAUUUUUAAAGGUGCCUUAAGAAAGACAUAUGAACCCUAUUGCUGAGGGUUGAGCAUUAUUUCUCUCUCAUUUUAAGGUGAACUGUUUAUUUCAUUCAAGUAAUUGUUGAGAGAUAUUUUGUUUGCUUCUUUUGUUCAUAAGACAUUUAAUAUGUACAAUAAAUAACCUGAAAUGAUAUUCAGUAAUAAUAAUAAGCACUCAAUAGAUUAUUUGCAUCAAAUACCUAAUAAUAGCCCAUCAUGAUUUUUGACUGAUCAGAGUAGAUGGCUGUGUAGUAAUCAAAUUUAAACAAUGAAUGUCCAUUGUUUAUCAAUUAAGUUAAUUCAUUUAAAUUAAGUUUAUCAAUAAAAAUGUGUUUACAGAUUUA
Gadus macrocephalus (Pacific cod) is the source of this 3163-nucleotide messenger RNA. RefSeq names its product kelch repeat and BTB (POZ) domain containing 12 (gene kbtbd12). The transcript has 6 exons. The record is from RefSeq and is a predicted model, not a curated record. Gene Ontology annotation, molecular function: protein binding. The coding region runs from base 276 to 2135 and encodes 619 amino acids. NCBI's taxonomy places the organism in Eukaryota, Metazoa, Chordata, Actinopteri, Gadiformes, Gadidae.